Molecule: messenger RNA, 3076 nt
Organism: Pelobates fuscus (common spadefoot toad)
Lineage: Eukaryota; Metazoa; Chordata; Amphibia; Anura; Pelobatidae
Gene: KCNC2
Product: potassium voltage-gated channel subfamily C member 2
Exons: 5
Coding region: 201-1937 (578 amino acids)
Biological process (GO): potassium ion transmembrane transport; protein homooligomerization
Cellular component (GO): dendrite membrane; axon terminus; voltage-gated potassium channel complex
Molecular function (GO): protein binding; delayed rectifier potassium channel activity
Source: RefSeq, a predicted model, not a curated record
UCCCAUCCUCAUAUCUGAAGUGACUGCAUGCAACAAGAGGGAUGCUCAGCACAGGCACACUAUACUUUUAGCAGUCAUUAUCUGGAAGCACAGGCAUGCUACAGCCCUGAAGGUGAAGGACCAGUGGGAAAGGGGGAGAUCUCAAGGAUUUAGACUACUUUUAACCUGCCACCCAUGCAAGUCAUGUCGGAUCCAGAGAUAUGGGUAAGAUCGACGAGAAUGAGAGGAUAAUCCUCAACGUUGGGGGCACAAGACACGAAACAUACAGAAGCACACUGAAGACUGUGCCAGGGACCAGGCUUGCACUCCUUGCAUGUGAAUCUCACAGUGACCAAGGACUGGAGCAACCGCCGGUUCCUGGCUCCUUUCAGUGCACCUCCAGGGGCAAUGAGUUCUUCUUUGAUAGACACCCUGGGGUCUUUGCCUAUGUGCUGAACUACUACCGCACAGGAAAGCUUCACUGCCCAGCUGAUGUGUGUGGGCCUCUCUUUGAAGAGGAGUUGGCCUUUUGGGGCAUUGAUGAGACAGAUGUGGAGCCAUGUUGCUGGAUGACGUACCGUCAGCAUCGUGAUGCAGAAGAAGCACUGGACAUCUUUGAGACUCCGGACCUGAUCACUGGAGAGCUGGCACCUAUAGAUGAAGAUGACGAGGAUCUGGGAAAAAGACUGGGCAUUGAGGAUGUGGUUGGUCCAGAUGGCAAAGUUAGUCGCUGGAGAAGGUUACAACCACGAAUGUGGGCUUUAUUUGAGGAUCCUUAUUCUUCCAGAGCCGCUAGGUUCAUCGCUUUUGCUUCCUUGUUCUUCAUCCUGGUAUCAAUAACAACCUUUUGUCUGGAAACUCAUGAAGCAUUUAAUACCAUUAUUAACAGAACAGAACUAAUAAAUAAUGGAACAGAGAUAGUGCCAUUAAUUGAAAUUGAGACCGACCCUGCCCUGACAUACGUCGAAGGAGUUUGUGUGGCAUGGUUUACAUUUGAAUUUUUAGUUCGUAUCACCUUCUCCCCUGACAAACUUGAAUUCGUCAAGAAUCUUUUAAACAUUAUAGAUUUUGUGGCAAUUUUGCCAUUUUACUUAGAGGUUGGACUGAGCGGGCUGUCAUCCAAAGCUGCUAAGGAUGUACUCGGGUUCCUUAGGGUUGUCAGAUUUGUUCGUAUACUUCGAAUUUUCAAGUUGACCCGUCAUUUUGUAGGACUAAGGGUGCUGGGGCACACUCUUCGAGCUAGUACUAAUGAAUUUUUGCUUCUAAUAAUAUUUUUGGCUCUAGGAGUCUUGAUUUUUGCCACAAUGAUCUAUUAUGCAGAGCGGAUUGGUGCCAAUCCCGGUGAUCCAUCAGCGAGUAAUCACACUCAGUUCAAAAACAUUCCAAUUGGAUUCUGGUGGGCUGUGGUUACUAUGACUACACUGGGCUAUGGGGACAUGUAUCCUAAGACUUGGUCAGGGAUGUUAGUAGGUGCACUGUGUGCGUUGGCUGGCGUUCUUACAAUUGCAAUGCCUGUGCCAGUCAUUGUUAACAAUUUUGGAAUGUACUACUCACUUGCUAUGGCAAAACAGAAGCUUCCAAGAAAAAGAAAAAAAUACAUUCCUCAUGUGGCUCAAGCUGGUUCUCCUACUUUCUACAAGAUGGAUUUGAAUAUGGGAUGUAACAGUACACAAGUGGAUGCUUGCCUUGGCAAAGACAACAGGCUGAUGGAACAUAACAUGUCAGGUGAAGACAGUUCAGGAAGUGACCAACCACUCUCCCCUGGAGAACGACAUCCAAUUAGACGUUCUAGCGCUAGAGAUAAAAGUCGAAGGGCAGGAACCUGUUUUCUGCUGACCACAUCAGAUUACGCAUGUAGCAGUGAUGGAGGGAUACGGAAAGGGACAUACAGUUAUACCAAUGUGCUUCCAAAUGAUAACCAACACUUCAUUGAACGUUCAUUUCUUGUGAGUUUCUGAUCCAUUCUGAAGAUGUCUGGGAUCCUGUGUUUACCGCUCGCAGUGUAACAGAUCAGACCAUUUGCUUGGGCCAUUCUGUCUACAAAUCAUAUCAACGCAAUGUCGCAGAUUACUGGGGCUGCCAAAUAGCCUUGAAUAUACGCUUGGCAUCGUAUCACUCGCUAAUCAGUUGUUUGCCAGUAGGUUUUUUUUUGUUUGUUUGUUUUCUUUCCUUAUUUCAGUUGACAUUUUUAGAUUACUUUUGAUAUAUUUUUUAUACUGUACUAAAAAUCUUGUAAUAGAGUUCCGAAUGUCUCUGGUUGUUUGCACACAGAUAACUGCAAAGAGGUUGUCAUUACUGGUUACACGCAAGCAGAGGCCAGAUCUCUUUCAUAAUGGCUUGGGAAGGCACAAUACAUUUGAAAAGGUAAAUGCCAUCCAGGCUCACAAUUCUAAACUAGCAGAUAUAUUUUUUUUACACCAGGGUUCUUCAACAUUUUCAUAGGCAAAAUUCGAAGAAAUAACAAAGUCAAAUAAAAACUAAAAUACUAAUUUAUUUUUUAAUCCAAAUAAAAGGGCCAUGCUUCUUUGUAUAGAGGGAUUUUUUGACCAGCCUUAAACAUCUGAAUUUAAAAAUGUUGCAUAUUUUUAUCCAGCAUUUUUUUUUAACUUUUGUGUCAUAUAUGUUCAUGUUAAAUUGUCUAUUCAGUUGUUAAGAUGUUUCAUUCACCUUUUUUCAAACUGUGCCAGUGCACAGUAAAUAUCAGACUCCAUUCUUUAUUUUGUGUUUUGCUGUGUUUCAUGUGCUUUAAGUAUGGUUGAUGAAUUAUGUAGAAUCAAAACAUUAUCACCUGGAUGUUACAACAGGUCUAAGAGUAAUCUAUGCCGACUUCAGCAGUGAUGGAUUUAACUCAGCUACCAGCAAUCUGCAUUAUACUUGAAGUUCUAUGACUGAUCAGGAACAAAUAUAUACAAUAUAACAGCAGACAUGAUGUUUUGGGCUGGUGAUUAAUAAAAAGGCUCAAAAAUCCUAUAUACUAACCUUGAGAUUGUUGAAUAAUCCCUGAUUGUCUUUCGUCUGUUUAUAUUAUCAUCUAUUUAGCACUGAUAACUUAUAAAGUCUUUGCAAUUUAACUUUUACUGAACUAUCCUAAAUUAAA